GGUUAAAAGGUGGACCCAAACAAGAAAUUUAGAAAAUAAAUAAAUAAAUGCUUUGAACUUGUCUAUGGACGACGCUCAGCUCUCUGUACGUUUCCUCAAUUAAAAUACUUUCUUUGUUCUCUCUCUCUCUCAAUCAGGAGGCGAUUCUCGAGGGUUUGUCCAUCCGUCCAUAUCCAUGGCUUCCAAACGGAUCUUGAAGGAGCUCAAGGAUCUCCAGAAGGAUCCUCCUACCUCUUGCAGUGCUGGACCUGUAGCUGAGGACAUGUUUCACUGGCAAGCCACAAUAAUGGGUCCCCCUGACAGUCCUUAUGCUGGGGGUGUGUUCCUUGUUACUAUUCAUUUUCCUCCAGAUUAUCCAUUUAAGCCACCAAAGGUUGCAUUCAGGACAAAGGUUUUUCACCCUAAUAUCAACAGUAAUGGCAGCAUUUGCCUUGACAUUCUAAAGGAGCAGUGGAGCCCUGCCCUGACAAUAUCUAAGGUGUUACUCUCCAUAUGUUCCCUCUUGACGGACCCGAACCCAGAUGACCCCCUCGUGCCAGAAAUUGCUCAUAUGUACAAGACAGACAGGGCCAAGUACGAGGCAACAGCUCGGAGCUGGACCCAGAAGUAUGCCAUGGGUUAAUCAUUCUGGUAUGGAGAUUUAGGAUGUCAGUUGAUCAUUGUUAUGUAUAAAUGAUGUGGGAUCUGUGUUUUUAAUCCUAUUAUGGACAAUGGAAGAAUAGAUUUAUACAGUACUUCCAUGAAGACAGAACCAUGUUCUUGGUUGUUGCCGUGGAAUUUGAUCUUGAACUGUAAAAGAUGUGUAAUUUGUUGUUCUAUGUACACCAUUUGUUCUAAAUAUUAUGAAGAUUUAAAUUAGUGUGA
Messenger RNA from Ricinus communis (castor bean), 864 nucleotides. RefSeq names its product ubiquitin-conjugating enzyme E2 28. The record is from RefSeq and is a predicted model, not a curated record. The transcript is spliced from 4 exons. Lineage: Eukaryota; Viridiplantae; Streptophyta; Magnoliopsida; Malpighiales; Euphorbiaceae. Bases 176 to 622 code for a protein of 148 amino acids. Gene Ontology annotation, molecular function: ubiquitin conjugating enzyme activity. Gene Ontology annotation, cellular component: nucleus. Gene Ontology annotation, biological process: protein polyubiquitination.